This is a messenger RNA of Pseudophryne corroboree (corroboree frog), 3014 nucleotides long. It is a transcript of the gene FGF12, whose product is annotated as fibroblast growth factor 12. The coding region runs from base 1015 to 1746 and encodes 243 amino acids. The record is from RefSeq and is a predicted model, not a curated record. Gene Ontology annotation, cellular component: cytoplasm; nucleus. NCBI's taxonomy places the organism in Eukaryota, Metazoa, Chordata, Amphibia, Anura, Myobatrachidae. The transcript is spliced from 5 exons. Gene Ontology annotation, biological process: regulation of voltage-gated sodium channel activity. Gene Ontology annotation, molecular function: growth factor activity; sodium channel regulator activity.
UUACAGUGCGGGAAGCCAGGGGACAGGCUGGAUGGGAGCUGCAGUUCCCUUGGACUGCCGGUGAGAAUUUCUCAUCCACACCACGAUCACGUAGGAUUGCGUAGAGAGCACAGAUAGGGGAGACAGGAGAGACACGGCUAAGCUGCAAUACUACAGCAGCCCCUGCUCUCCUCCAGGUGAAUGACCCCGUGGGGCUUUCCCACUCCCCUCUUUGCCACCGUCACCAGUGGGCUGCAGGGAUGAUCGCCUGACUUGCACUGUGCCCCAUACAGAGGAGUGAUGAGAGUGACACCCCGGGAGGAGACACGAGGGGGGUGCUGCCGGGGCUCAUUCCUCCUGCCAGCCUGAGCUGCAGCGUGUCAGGAGCAGAGAGUGAGGAGGGAGAUAAUAGUAUUGUGGGGAAGUUGUGCCAGUGCCCCCCGGGACCGCUGGUGACAUAGGGAGACACGGCCACACACACAGCCAUGGUCCUGGGGCAGGCAGUACAGCGUACAUGUGCCGGCUGCGGAACUCGGGACGUCUGACUCCCCCCUGCCGCCCCCGGGACUGUGACCCGCUGCUCGCACACCCGGCAUGCUUGGAGCAGAGCAGUGAUAACCCCCGGGACUCGCUGUGCAGCAGGAACACCCGGUGAGGCGCUGCCUGUGGGAUGCUCCGCAGGACCCCAGCUCUGCCCGUCACCCAGGGGGCUCUCCGCGGGCGGCACUGACCUGUUGGGGAUCUGGAGAGCGUAGAUGCCGCGCCGCUGACGACACUCACACACACUGUCGGGGCCCCGCACUAUGGGGUAACACGGAUCGGGAGAUGGGACGGAGCCCCGGGAUAGCUGUGUAACUGCCGCACUCCGGCGUCUGAGCUCUGCGCUCACUACUACUACUACUGCUGUCUGCUGCUGCUGGGAACGGGCGUCCACACUCCUCCUCAUCACCCGCACUACUGUAAAGCGGGCAGGGGCCGCCCCGCGGGGGUCGCGGACUCAAAUUCCGGGGCACCUGGGAGGCGCCUGCGAGAGCCAUGGCUGCGGCUAUAGCCAGCUCUCUCAUCCGGCAGAAGAGACAGGCCCGGGAGUCUAACAGCGACCGGGUGUGCACGUCCAAGCGCCGCACCAGCCCCAGCAAGGACGGGCGCUCCCUGUGCGAGAGGCAUGUGCUGGGAGUGUUCAGCAAAGUGCGCUUCUGCAGUGGCAGGAAGAGACCGGUGAGGAGAAAACAAGAACCCCAGCUGAAAGGAAUUGUGACAAGGUUAUUCAGCCAGCAGGGAUACUUCCUGCAGAUGCACCCAGAUGGCAGCAUUGAUGGGACCAAGGACGAAAACAGCGACUACACCCUAUUUAAUCUGAUCCCUGUGGGUCUUCGGGUGGUUGCAAUACAAGGAGUUAAGGCAGGACUCUACGUGGCUAUGAAUGGUGAAGGCUUUCUCUACAACUCAGAUAUUUUUACUCCAGAAUGCAAAUUUAAGGAGUCGGUGUUUGAGAAUUACUACGUUAUCUAUUCUUCCACACUAUAUCGGCAGCAAGGAUCCGGCCGGCAGUGGUUCCUAGGACUCAGUAAUGAAGGGCAAAUUAUGAAAGGGAACCGAGUUAAAAAGACCAAACCAUCAUCGCAUUUUGUACCAAAACCCAUAGAAGUGUGCAUGUACAAAGAGCCGUCGCUGCAUGAGAUUGGAGAGAAGCAAGGACGUUCAAGAAAAAGUUCAGGGACACCAACUAUGAAUGGUGGAAAAGUUGUUAAUCAAGAGUCAACAUAGCCGAGAUCCUGGCCUGUCCUGACAGUGCGCCCUUCGGGAAUGCAGACACAACACAUACAGACUGACAUGACAGGUUCUGCUGAUUACGUUUUUGAACUCAAGUUUUCUUCUUUGGAUAGAGCAAAGAAAUGGAAAGUGAAUUGCCUGUGCAAUGUUUUAAACCAACCAGAAAAAAAUAUGAAGAUAAAUCCUUGAAUCUGGACUCCAUUCAUAUUUUAUGCGAAGUUUACUGUGUGAUCAAAUAAGUUCCCAUCUCUGCAUAAAAAUAUACAAUAAAGAUGUUACCUUUAAAAGAAAAUAAAGUUCUUGAUAAAUAAAUCUUUAAAAAAAAUCCAUGCAAGCCAUCGAACACAAGUGUGAGAUUCCCACUAAUGAAAUGUUCCUCUAUGUUAGAUUUGUGUCUAUUUAUAAAGCACGUCUGCAUUAUUUAUACAGAUGCAGUCAUUCUAGGAGAGCGUAGGCAAGUGACUACAGUCUUUGAUGUAUGCAUAUCUGAAGAAGUCCAUGGAAUCUGCAGACAUGACAUUCAAAACACAUGAAACAACAUAUUAACUGAAAUCUAGCAACAUAAAAAUAAAGAUUAUGGGAAGAUAGUGUGCAUGGCUUGAAACAAUGGAGCAGAUUCAAUUAGCCGCAAGUUAUGCCGCAUUGUUUUAGUUAAAGUGCCCGAUGCUUAUGAAUCAGAGACCCAAGUUCUACCCGCCAGCAGCCCAGAUGCAGCACAGAAUGCUUUUUUCUGCUCGCACCUCCAUAGAGGUAACUGCUGCCUCUGGGUUGUUCAUGGGUUGACUGAGGGUGUCUAAUUGAAUAGCUUCAGCCAAUUUACAUGAGAGGAGAGAAAUCUGAGAUGCUGCCUAUAGGUAAUGAAACUGACCCAAUGUCACAAUAAUGUGUUACAAUAAUAAUUUUUCAAAUUUCAUUUAUUUAUAUAUAUAUAUAUAUAUUAUAUCGCCAGUUAAUGUAUGGAUUAAUAUUAUGCUUGUUUAUACCAUUGCAUCUGCGAAUUCCACUUAUUACUGUACCUACACUUCAUAUGGCUCAUUGUAAACUUUGCAGUGGAUGCAUUUAACUGCAGUGGCUUUUAUGGUCUUACAAUGUGAUAUGCAAAUGCAUACUUUAUUUGAUCUAUAUAACCCACCUCAAAAUGAGCACAGUAAGGAAACAAAUGAUUGUACACACAUAUACAAUUAUAUAUAUACAGGGUUAUUCAAAAGUCGCAGUGCACCCUUUUGUUUCAAAAACUGCAGGAAAUGGGAAUACUGAAUACU